This is a messenger RNA of Ooceraea biroi (clonal raider ant), 6295 nucleotides long. Its product is annotated as limbic system-associated membrane protein. Lineage: Eukaryota; Metazoa; Arthropoda; Insecta; Hymenoptera; Formicidae. The record is from RefSeq and is a predicted model, not a curated record. Gene Ontology annotation, cellular component: neuron projection membrane. Gene Ontology annotation, biological process: synapse organization.
GCACGCACACGGGUUACGCAGGUGAUUGAAGCUCGUUCUCAAAGCCUCUAUGAGGCUGUGAAACGCGCGAACCAUCUGCGGGAGAGAAGCGGGAUGAAUAACCAUGAAAUUUAGAUUACGGUCGAAUAUAAAUCUGGGAUGCUGCGCUACGUAAAAGCGAGAAACGAUAAUGGCGUGCGCGGUACGUUGCCUCUUAUUAUCUCGCGAUACGCCAACGCGAUACGCGUUAUCCAGAUAUGACAUGUUCUGCACGGUGUUAUCGCACGUGUUCAGCAUUGCACGCGCCAUGGUUGAUUAAGAAAAUUAUCAAACCUGUCCCGAUGUACGAUCGUUAUGCGAUCGUAAAUCAUCGUAACCGAAACAUCCAUCUUCGUCCAUUUCUUCGCACGUUCACCUGCAUUAUUCAUCGUAACCCAUUUUGUUGGCCGGACUAACUAGGCGAUUUACUCGCGAGGUCGAAACGUUAGUAUAGUUAAUAGUUUGUUCAACGAGAUGCGUGCGGAGAUGGGAGGAAUGCCUUCGCGGAUAUGGUCUCUUCCGUCGAAGACGCGCUAUCUCUCGAUAGGGGUGGUUACUGUCCCUCGUAAAAGGAAAUGCGCUCAACGGCCCUCAUUUCCUCUUUGGCUUUGUCAAACGCGAUGAUGCCGGGCGUUGUUGGCUCACACGGUGCCCAUAGAUAGAUACCGAUAUAACAGGCUCUCGAAAUCUCGUUUCGUGCGGCACGUUAUCGCAGAAUGUAUUUAUCGAGAAACUCCAUUAAUUUGAGUAAAAAAAGGUGGAAAAAAACUGUUGCACCUUUCGAUAUCGAAUUAUUGUUUUCAUAACGAAUGUUUCGCAUCAAUUAACGCUGCGUCGAUAACCGGGUUCCAAUACAAAUUACGUUCUGUCGGUCCGUCGGCCGUCAAUUAUUUCGCAAUGAAUUUAGGAUUAUCGGAAAUGUCGGAGCGAAGUAAUGGCACGUCGAAAUAUUAGCGCGCCCGGUGUGCUCUCUAAAUUACAGCAAGUAAAUUUAUUACAUAUUAUAAACACAGGCCUCUGAAUCACGGAUAUAACAUGAUAUUCGAACUUUGCGCGUCAACAGCGGUAUAAUAAGAUUAUAGUUAUAAACCGUAUGUUUCAUAAUCUCGCUUGUGUAAUUCCCAAUGCGGUCGUUCUCCAUGAAUUGUAUUACAUCAACUGUGUUACACGUUACAUUCCGCAGUUCUGUAAUCAUCCGCAACGAUUGAAAUUUGUGAUUCAAUUAUCGCUAACUUCGAUAUCGGCACGUCACUCUGCGGCUUCGUUUUCCUUUUGGAGCAGCUGCGAGGAAGAGAACGAUUAAUUGAUUGACGAUUUGCACGAGCCUUUCCCUGUCUCUCUCUCUCUCUCUCUCUCUCUGUCUUUCGUGUUACGAGACAACGAGGUGGCUUCGACGGCAAAUUCUGCAAACACCGGAGAAUCGCUGCGGAACGGAAUACCGGCUGCGGCAGCCGGCGCGUUUUCCUCGCCACUGUAGCGGCCGUCGCGUCACACACGAGAAUCUCGAUGGUAGCAGCGUGGACGUUCGAAACGCGUGCAGAAUUUCUAAUCUACUCAGGCAGGCGCGCGUCGUGGGCGCGCGUACGCAAAUCAUGAAAGUGACAAAGCGAUCGGGCACGCCGGCGUGCGCGAUUAAUUCCCGGGGAGAUCGAUGCGCGGCCGCAACGCGCGGCGAGCAUCGCGGAAUGUUGCUCCGCGUCCUUGCAUACACCAUGUAAAUGCAUUUACGUCGAACAUGCCGAGAACGUGCGCGCGUGUACUCGUUAAUGAUACGGUAACCCCCCUCCGGCAAUGGUCCAUCCGUCUCUUCCGCGAUCUCAUCCCCCGAUCCUUCUAUGCACAUGCAUACCUCUCUCUCCCUCCCUCUCUCUCUCCACCCUCUCUGACAGUCUAGUCGCUACGUUGUCAGACUAAAUCCGAAUGUUACUUCGAAUCGAUAUGAGAUGUGUAUGCGUGUAUGUGCGAUGUAUUGACAAGGCGCGUAAUGCACGUGCACGUUCGCGUGCGUGGCCGCAUGACGUAUGCAGUGCUCGCAACGGCCGUAGUCUACUUGCACAUGCAACGGAAUACGUACAUCCGCCGUGAGUCCAUCCCGUAUGUACCCGCGAUUCUCGCAAUUUAUAGUAUCUGCAGCGCGUUCGAGCCUGCAACGCGUUUGUCGUACGUCACAUCGGCCACUGCUAGCGGAUCAGGCCUGCACAGCCGGCGAAGGUACCACUGCAGACCGCGGAAUAACGCGCGCGACGCGAUUUCGACGUUUGCAAAUAACGUGCGAAUGUACCCUCGUUAACGCCGUUCGACGCUUUCAGCAACCGAAUUCCCCAUUUCUCCGUAACGUUUCAGAGGACCUGCAAUUUUAUUACAAUUUUAUCGAAUUUCUUUUAUAAUCACGUGAUUCCCGUUUACGUGAUUAAUCGCAAUUGGUUCCAACCGCUGCAUGUUUGUAAAAAGCAAAAAAAUCGUAAAUUGUCCUGAAAUUAUGAAAUAUUCUUAUAAAUGCAGAGACAUUGAUGCGCUGAUUCUAUUUGUAUAGUCAUUCUUCAACAAGGUAGUAUUAUUGAAGUAGAAUAUUCAACCGGUAUGAUGGAUGUCAACACACACAGCGCGUAAUGAUGAUUUUUAUGUCCAUAAGAAAUAGAAGAGAGAAAGAAAAAGGAAAGAAGAAAGAGAGAGCAAGACGCCAAGACGAGCGAGACAGACUAGAUAGAUUCUGCUCGGCAGGUAUCCAAGAUACGCUUCCAACAAUUCUAACCGGAAUUCCCGAUCAGUUUUUCUUCCCUCUGGCGAAGGAAAAAUUUGCGCGAUCGGAAGGACGCGGAUUCGGCGCCUCGGCGCGAGUGGAAGGAAGAGGCGACCGAUGAGCGCAACCGCCAAACGGAACGGAACGAAAGAACAGGAGAAGAAAGAGAAGGAAACGGGAAGAGAAAGGAACAGCCACAGUGAGAUGAUGACGAGGAAUCGCGCGCGGAAAGGAAAAUUUCGCGCUCCGUGGCAUACUGAUCCCUUUUGACGUGUGAUUUCAUCGCGGGAUUGCGCGCUCCUACAUUUCUUUCUCCCUUUGUCGCGAUGCCGUGAAUUCCAUGUCGGAUCUCCUGGAGGUCUGGAUGGGAGAGGGAGGAAGAAGAGUCUCCUCCCCGUGCACCUAUCACUGAUUCGAUGAAAGUCAGGAUUACCUGCGCAAGUGCUCCAAUUCGUCUUCGGCCGUAGAACAAUCGACUGCAGCGGGGCUUUACGCUCGCGGCACUCCUUCAAGCGAAAUUCGUGAGUUGGGUGCUACGUGACGGAACUUAAGAAAGGGAAGCCUGUAUCCGGUAUGUCAAAUUUUUCGAUAUGCGCCCGCCCGAUUUCUCAUAUUUACAACGCUUCACGAAACUCGGAUGGCUCUUGAAAUACGUGCACUCGAAUUCGGAAUUCGAGCUGCGGGCUGACAAGUGCGAAAAAUGCAACGAUUUCCGAGUUACAACUUGCUUCCUUGCAAUUUUCAGCGUUAAAUAUUUUCAAUCGCACAUCGAUCGUACUCUUUUCAAUGAAGAUUUAUGAAUCUGUAGCUGUACAAAAGGAGCUGUUAAGAGAACAUAUAAAACAUGAACAAUUCGAUACGAGAUAAUUGAUAAGAGCUAUCUCUGGCGACGGACGCGAUCUCUACGAAAUCGACUACGGCGGCGAAGCGGUCUGUGCCGACGGAUGCACCGAUGCUGAAUUACAUCUUUGACGCACAUAGCACACUGAACAAGCACCAACAUCACCACGAUCACCGAUGGGGACCGCACUUCGAAGGCGAGAGCUCCAAUAUCACGGUGCAGGCGGGUGCUAGUGUAACCCUUGAUUGCAGGAUAUCCUUACUGCAGGAUAAAACUGUGUCCUGGGUACGACGGCACGAGAGCGGUGAGAAAAUGAGUCUGCUGACGGUAGGCCAGAAUACAUAUACGGGCGAUUCGAGAUACACCAUCGAAUUUCAGUACCCGGACAACUGGCGUCUACGUAUCAAGCGGGUUAACAGCAGCGACGAGGGUCAAUACGAGUGUCAGAUCAGCACCCAUCCGCCUAAGUUCAUUCACGUCAACCUACACAUUAAUGCACCAUCCGUCCAAAUAGUGGACGCCCUGGGUGAACCACUGCGGGACAAAUAUUACGAGGCUGAUAGCACUAUUGAGCUAUUGUGUGUCGUGCGUCAUAUUGCGAUGCAGGUGCAAUAUAGCGUCGUUCAGUGGCUUCACGGCAAUCGAGUCCUGAACUACGACACGACGAGAGGUGGCAUCAGUGUGAAAACGGACCUAAUGGAAGAGGGGGCCAAUUCGACUCUCAGCAUAGCUAAGGUCGGACCUAUGGAUAGCGGAAAUUACACGUGCCAGCUCACUACCAUGCCGGAACAACCCGCCACGAUUCACGUGCACGUUCUAAACGGAGAAAGUUUAGCCGAGCUACAUCAUAGUGGCGCACGGGACGCCCGAGCUAAUGUCGCCAGCUCGUCACUGUUCUUCUUGGCCGCCGUUCUGGCUCGGUCGGGCCACGUGCUCAGAUGAAGACUCGACAGGCUUUCUCAGGUUCCACGAGGGCUUCGAAUCGGCGAGGCAACCGUGACCGAAGUGACAGGAAAGAGACUUGUGCCCCAACGCGCCGCGCUACCACUUCGCACACCACCAUAGCGCGGGCGUUUUCUAUCAUCACGAUGGGAGUGGUUCGGACACGAGGGCCAAAGAGGGAGUGUGUUACGUUAACGUAUUGCGUUGACACAGCAGACGCAGGCGGGACAGAGACGGUUGGUUGCGUUAGUCUGGAACGUUAUCCCGCGAAGGCGACACAGCUCGAGAACCGCCUAUGUCGCGAAAGAACACUCUCCGUCAGCCGUUAUCGAGCGCGAUUUUACUCUGGGUUUGAGCGGUAGCUCAAUUUUUCAAGUUGCACGGUCCACGACCGAUUAACGUCUCGAUCGAGUCAUCCGCGAUCGAUUGGGAGCGUUUUAUUACGCGCGUGCUCAUCAUGUUGGGAUCAUCAUCAUCGUAUUAUUUUGUAUCAUCAUUCAUGAGCGACAGACCUUAUCUAAUGUGCUUGGACUGUUUUUAGUGAGACUCCUUGCUGCGAUUCCAUGUACAGAGUAGCGAGUUCCGUCGACUUGAAUAUUCUUGCGACGCGUGUGUCGAUCAGAUUAUCCGGAGUGCAACAUGCUGCUCACAAGUGUAUCCUCAUGAAGCAAUUUAUCCGAUCACGGUGAAAUGACACGACGACGUUGUCAAUGUCGAUCGAUGCAUGUGCGGCGUGCACAUUAGAUUAUUAGCCUACCCAGUUGUCCCGGUGUUUCGCUCCCGCGGCUAAAAAUGCACGGUCAAAGUACAGUAGCAACAUAAAUCUGUAUAUCGAGAUAACCAAUAACCGAGUAAACAAUAAAGAUUCGAAGCGUGAACUGGUAAAGCUAUUGGAGUGGCUGCUAUCGCGUAUCGCUAUGGCUGUGAUAAUCGAGACAAAUUGCGCCGUUCGAUUCGGCCUCCAUCCAUCACCAUUCGCACUAUUAUAUUUCACAAUUUUCCACGUCCACCCAGGCGUUUUUAGCGCGGAGAGCGGCCGCGAGAAUUCGCACGCAAUUCACAAAUUUCCCAAUUAACAGUCAUGAGCUUGUCAUUUCGUCCAAUAAUAUUAUUUUGUAAUCUAAAAGCGCCGAUAUCCGAAAGAAAAAAACAUCAUCACUGUCUUGAUACAAAACUUUGUCGAAUAUUUCCUGGUUGUUUCAACUGAUUGACGAAUUAAUAAUUAUAAUUAAUGACAAUGUGUGUUAACAUACACAUAUCGAGCGCAAGCCGUAUGCUGCCAUAAAUUAGAUUGAUUGGCAAUAAAAUUUUCAAUGAAAAAUUCUAACGAAAAAUGCCACGAUUAAAAUAGGCAUUGAGCUGACUGUGAUUGUUUAUUAACAUUGGUUUCAUUCGUCGCAGCAUACAUUCAGAUGUUGUCUUUAGCUGAUAAUUAAAAUAUUUCACGUGAAAUGUAUUUCAUGUAGUGAUGAAAUUAUAAAUUUCACUCGUGUUUUAUAUCAUAUAUUAUCCCGCACGACGAAAUUUCGAUCAUGACUUGUUGUAGGGCAACAAUUGAAUGUACGUUGCGUACAGAUAAAAGUAUGCUUGCUUUCAUGCAGCCAACCAAAUCUCCACGCCAUGAGAGAAUCAGAAAGAGAGAGCGAGAGAGCGAGAGAGAUCACAUGUUAUAAUACAUAAAAUUAAAUCAAAUCUAAUGUUUUUUUCGCAAAGAAAGCGAAAUUAUGAAAUAUACGGUAUGCAUUUUACAAGAA